Lolium rigidum is the source of this 1029-nucleotide messenger RNA. Its product is annotated as mitogen-activated protein kinase kinase 9-like. Bases 40 to 1029 code for a protein of 329 amino acids. The transcript has a single exon. The record is from RefSeq and is a predicted model, not a curated record. Gene Ontology annotation, cellular component: cytoplasm. Gene Ontology annotation, molecular function: ATP binding; protein serine/threonine kinase activity. Gene Ontology annotation, biological process: protein phosphorylation. NCBI's taxonomy places the organism in Eukaryota, Viridiplantae, Streptophyta, Magnoliopsida, Poales, Poaceae.
ACCCACCCACCUCUCCCUCUACUCCAACACCAACCAUCCAUGGCUCUCGUCCGCCAGCGCCGCCAGCUCCCGCACCUCACCCUCCCGCUCGACCACUUCGCCCUACGCCCACCACCCGCCCCGCCCGCCGCCGUCCCACCGCCAACCGACGCGCCCCGCCUCUCCGACUACGAGCGGCUCUCCCUCCUCGGCCAGGGCAACGGCGGCACCGUCUACAAGGCGCGCCACCGCCACACCUCCCACCCCUACGCGCUCAAGCUCUUCACCGCCGACGACCCCUCCGCCGCCCGCGAGGCCGAGAUCCUCAUGCUCUCCGCGGGCAUCCCUCACAUCGUGCGGCUCCACGCCGUCAUCCCCUCCCCAGCCGCCGAGCAGCCCGCCGCGCUCGCCCUCGAGCUCCUCCCCGGCGGCUCCCUCUCCGGCCUCCUCCGCCGGCUCGGCCGCGCCAUGCCCGAGCGCCCCAUCGCCGCCGUCGCCCGCCAGGCCCUCCUCGGCCUCGACGCGCUGCACGCGCUCCGCGUCGUGCACCGCGACCUCAAGCCCGCCAACAUCCUCGUCGGGGCGGCCGGCGAGGUCAAGAUCGCGGACUUCGGGGCCGGCAAGGUGCUCCGGCGCCGGCUCGACCCCUGCGCGUCCUACGUCGGCACGGCCGCGUACAUGUCGCCCGAGCGGUUCCACCCCGACGCAUACUGCGGCGACUACGACCCCUACGCCGCCGAUGUGUGGAGCCUCGGCGUCGCCGUCCUCGAGCUCUACCUCGGCCACUUCCCGCUCCUCCCCGCCGGCCAGCGCCCCGACUGGUCCGCGCUCAUGUGCGCCAUCUGCUUCGGGGACGCGCCCGAGGCGCCCGCCGCCGCGUCCGAGGAGUUCCGGGACUUCGUCGCGCGCUGCCUCGAGAAGAAGGCCGGCCAGCGCGCGUCCGUCGCAGAGCUGCUCUUGCACCCGUUCAUCGCCGGCCGGGACGCGGACGAGGCGCAGCGAUCCCUCGCCGCGCUCGUCGCCGAGGCGGCGGACCUCGGCGACCAAUAG